UAUGGCUGAAAACAAUCUUUAUCAGCUCACCCUCAAAAGGUUGCAGAGGCUUCCAAUCUUGGUUUCCUGCACUACUCAUUGUUUCCCUACUGCCUUGUGAUAUCUCUCGUCAGCAAACAACUGAAAAAACAUGGCUGCGACCUUGGUUGGAGGAGCAUUUCUCGGCGGUGCAUUUAAUGUGCUGUUCGACCGCUUGAGUUCCCCGGAGUUCAUCAAGUUCUUCCGGGGUCGAAAGCUUGACGAAAGUCUCCUCGAGAAGCUGAAGUUGACGUUACUUGAACUCAAUAAGGUGCUCAACGAUGCAGAGGAGAAGCAGAUCACUGACCGAUCUGUGAAAGCUUGGCUGGACGAGCUUAAAGAUGCUGUCUACCAUGCCGAGGACCUAGUGGAUGAGAUCCGUACCGAGGCCUUGCGGAGCCAGGUGGAAGCCGAGUACCCAAGAGGCAAACAAAGUUUACUGGAUUCUCUGAUCUCGACUUUCACUGGGUUAUUUGACCGUGGUCGUAUGAACUCCAAAUUAGAGAAAAUGAUUGGCAUGUUAGACCAUUUCGUGAAAGCUAAAGACGUACUUGGUUUGAGAGAAGUUGCUGGACGGAACUGGUCCCAAACCAGGGUGCCAACAACUUCUUUGGUGGAUGAAUCCUGUGUUUAUGGACGGGAGAAUGACAAGGAACUGGGAAGCGAUAAUGAAAUUGUUGCGCUCUGAUGGAGAAAGUAGUAGCAAGAUUGAUGUGAUUCCAAUUGUUGGGAUGGGUGGGAUGGGCAAGACCACCCUUGCUCAGCUUUUGUACAACGAUGGCAGAUUGGAUGGGCACUUUGUUAAGAAAGCAUGGGUAUGUGUCUCUGACGUAUUUGAUGUUGAAAGUGUCACAAGAUCAAUUGUCGAGUCAGUCGAUGGGCCGAGUUUGGACGCAAGGGACCUAAACUCGCUUCAGGUCAAGCUGAAGGAAUCAUUGAGUGGGAAAAAGUUUCUUAUUGUCUUAGAUGAUGUUUGGAACGAGAACUAUGACAAUUGGAACGCCUUGAUGACUCCUUUCAGAUUUGGAGCACAUGGGAGUAAGAUUAUCGUUACAACGCGCAAUGAGAGUGUUGCCUCUAUCAUGCAAACAGUUCCUAUUCAUAGUUUGCAAAAUUUACCAGAGGAAGAUUGUUGGAAAUUGUUUUCCAAACAUGCAUUUGAGAAGGGAGAUUGCAAUGCUCAUCCUAACCUUGAAAGGAUUGGUAAGGAUAUAGUGAGAAAAUGUAACGGUUUGCCUUUAGCUGGUGGUCUUUUGCGCUCGCAAAGAGAUCCUGAGGAUUGGGAGAACAUACUGGAAAGUGCCAUAUGGGAGUUAUCAGAGGAGAAGAGCAAUAUCCUUCCAGCAUUAAGAUUGAGCUAUCAUUAUCUCCCCUCACAUUUAAAAAGAUGUUUUGCUUGCUGUUCCAUAAUUUUUAAGGACUAUGAAUUCAACAUUGUGGAAUUAGUCUCAAUUUGGAUAGCAGAAGGUUUUUUGGAGAAGCCCAAGAAUAAUAAGACAGUGGAAGAGGAAGGUUAUGAGUGCUUCCGCGAAUUGCUUUCAAGGUCGUUUUUUCAAAGAUCAAAUGGUAAUGCUUCUUCGUAUAUCAUGCAUGAUCUUGUUCAUGAUUUGGCUCAAUAUGUGAUGGGAGAUUUCUUUGAUAGGCUAGAGGAUGGCAACCCGCACCGUAUUGCUGAAAAGGUGCGUUAUUUCUCAUUUGCUCAAAGUAGAUUUGAUAGCUUUGAGAAGUUCAAGGAAAUAAAGGAGGCUAAGUGUUUAAGAACUUUCCUACCAUUAAUUUCAUUAAAGCAUAAACAUCAUGCCCGCCGGUGUUUGAGCGAAAAGGUUGUGGAUGAGAUUUUGCCGGGAUUGACACGCUUACGGCUAUUGUCGCUGUCAGAAUAUGGGAUUAAAGAAUUGCCUUAUUCAAUUGGCAAUUUGAUACAUCUACGCUUUUUGAACCUUUCUCGCACCAAAAUCAGAGAGUUGCCGGAAUCAGUUUGUAAGUUGUAUAAUUUAGAAAUAUUGUUGUUAUUUAAAUGUGAUCUUCUUACAACAUUACCGGCAGAUCUUGUAAAACUGAUUUCAUUGCGUCGUCUUGAUUUAAGGGGAACAAACUUAAAAGAGAUGCCAAUGAAUAUAAGUAAGUUGAAAGAUCUCCAACAAUUAACUGAUUUUAUAGUAGGAAAGUGCACAAGUAUUAAUGAGUUAGGAGAGUUUCAUUGCCUUCGAGGAGCAAUCUCCAUCUCAGGAUUGCAAAAUGUAAAGAGCGGCCAUGAGGCAUUGGAAGCAAAGAUGAGUGAGAAAAAGCAUCUUGAAAAGCUAGCAUUGGAAUGGGAUAGCACUACAGAGGAUUCACAGAAUGCAAGAGAUAUACUUGGAAAGCUAGAGCCUCAUACAAACUUGAAGCACCUUGAGAUUAAAAACUACGGAGGCACAAGAUUUCCUACUUGGUUAGGAGAUCAAUCGUUUUGCAAUAUGGUGUCGUUACGUUUGGAGAAUUGCGAGAAUUGCUUUUUCUUGCCCCCACUUGGUAAAAUGCCCUCUUUGAAAGAGCUUAGCAUUGAAAGGAUGCCGGGAAUUACGAGUGUGGGUCAUGAAUUUUAUGGAAAGAGUGGUUUUUUAAGAAAAUCGUUUGAAUCUCUCGAGACUCUACGUUUUGAGAAAAUGUCAGGGUGGGUGGAUUGGUGUAUAUUAGAUGUUGGAGAGUUCUCUCGGCUUCAAAAGCUUGAGGUCAUCGAGUGUCCCAUGCUGGUCCGACACUUACCGACAAAUUUGUCUUCUCUGGUGUAGACAUAAGCAUAAAGGACUGCCAAAAGCUUAUGUCUUCACUUCCAAAUACUACUUCUUUACGCGAGCUAUCGUUGAUCGAAUGCCAAGGGAUGCAGUUGGAGUGGCAAGGGGUGCCUUCGGUUGAAAAGUUAUACAUUUCAAGCUUCCCAAGUUUGAAGAAAUUUGGAAGCGAGCUGGUAACACUAAAAAAUCUGAAGGAGCUGACUGUUGACAAAUGUCCAAGUCUAUCUGAGGAGAUGAGCCAUUGCUACAUGUCCCUUGAAAUAUUGGAGGUGACGGAAUGCGAGAGCCUCAAAUCCCUCCCACUAGGUUUAUUCCCGCAACUUCAGUCUCUGAAAAUUAUGAAUUGUGUAAAUUUUGAGACCCUGUUGAUUCCAGACGGGAUUGAGCUCAAUCUGACAUCACUUUACAUUGUUUGUUGCAAUAAUAUUAUAUUCUUCUUUAA
Rhododendron vialii is the source of this 3234-nucleotide messenger RNA. RefSeq names its product putative disease resistance RPP13-like protein 1. NCBI's taxonomy places the organism in Eukaryota, Viridiplantae, Streptophyta, Magnoliopsida, Ericales, Ericaceae. Bases 636 to 2789 code for a protein of 717 amino acids. The transcript has a single exon. The record is from RefSeq and is a predicted model, not a curated record. Gene Ontology annotation, molecular function: ADP binding. Gene Ontology annotation, biological process: defense response to other organism.